GGCGUGUCAGGCUGCGGCAGGGGACCAGCCGAUUGGCUGGGAGGGAAAGGAGCCGGGCUGCCGGCCCGAACAGAGGGCGGUGCUGCAAGGCUAGUCUGGGAGGUGACGACCGGCUUCGGAGCGUCUAUCAUGGCAGCUCGGACUGGUCGCACGGCGUUGAGAAGGGUGUUCUCGGGAUGCCUUCCGAAGUCGGCGACAGCGGCCUGCGCCCCCGCUCGGGCGCAAGCGCCCGUGCGGAAUGGCAGAUAUUUAGCUUCCUGUGGCAUACUGAUGAGCAGAACUCUUCCACUACAUACCUCAAUUUUGUCUAAGGAGAUAUGUGUACGAACUUUCUUCAAAAUCACUACACCAUUAAUAAACAAAAGGAAAGAAUAUUCAGAGAGAAGAAUUUUAGGAUAUUCAAUGCAGGAAAUGUAUGAUGUAGUAUCGGGAAUGGAGGAUUACAAGCAUUUUGUUCCUUGGUGCAAAAAAUCAGAUGUUAUAUCAAAGAGAUCUGGAUAUUGUAAAACACGAUUAGAAAUUGGAUUUCCACCUGUGUUGGAGCGCUAUACAUCAGUAGUAACCUUGGUGAAACCUCAUUUAGUAAAGGCAUCUUGUACUGAUGGGAGACUUUUCAAUCAUUUGGAGACUGUUUGGCGUUUUAGCCCAGGUCUUCCUGGCUACCCAAGAACUUGUACCUUGGAUUUUUCAAUUUCUUUUGAAUUUCGAUCACUUCUACAUUCUCAGCUUGCCACAUUGUUUUUUGAUGAAGUUGUGAAGCAGAUGGUAGCUGCCUUUGAAAGAAGAGCAUGUAAGCUAUAUGGUCCAGAAACAAAUAUACCUCGGGAGUUAAUGCUUCAUGAAGUCCAUCACACAUAAAGGCAAAAAAGAACUGGUGUCACCUGCUUCUAACUUUAGUGUGUUCAUUUUUAGGACGUAUUUUCAUGACAUGUUUUCAGAAGCCAGAAAGCAUUUGUUAAACGCAACUUUGGUUAUAAACCUGCACCGUUGAAAAUUUGCACAUAGAAUAUAGACUCACUUGUACAUAGAAUUAUUUCUUCAAUCAAGUAUAAUUCAAAAUAAUAUGGACAGUAUCAUGUUCUGCAUUACAAUAAUGGGAUGUCAUCACCAUUACUAGAAUAUGGGCGUGAUUCUUAUGAGCAGAAGUUGAAACUGUAAAUUUAAACCUUUUAAUUAUCACCUUACCUGAAAGAGGUUAGUUAAGAUAUUCACGCAGUAUGUAUUAUAUUAACCAUAUCACACUUAAGUUAUUAAAUUCAGACUAUUUGUAACUUAUUGUUAUAGGGCCUACCAUAUGGCUUAGGAUAUUUGAGUAAUCAUAUAUUUAAAGUAAAAACUUUGGGCUGGGCGCAGUAGCUCACGCCUGUAAUUCCAGCACUUUGGGAAGCUGAGGUGGGCAGAUUAGUUGGGGUCAGGAGUUUGAGACCAGCCUGGCCACCAUAAUGAAACCCCAUCUCUACUAAAAAUACAAAAUUAGCUGGGCAUAGUGGCACACACCUGUAAUUCCAGUUACUUGGGAGGCUGAGGCACAAGAAUCGCUUGAACCCGAGAGGUGGAGGUUGCAGUGAGCCAAGAUCGCCCUGCUGCACUCCAGCCUGGGCAACAGAGGGAGACUCUGUCUCCAAAAAAAACAAAAAACAAAAACAAAAGCUGUUAGUGAAGGUUCCCUGGGACUUUUGAUAUUUUAAAAAUUGUUCUUAUGACUAGUAGAUAAAUUCAGUGCCAUAAUGAGGCUAGCUCCCAGAUAAACAGUGAAUUUUUUUCUUUUUUUUUUUUUGGUGAGUGGUCCAGAGCUUUAAGCUACUUUUCCAGUAGUUUGCCACUUUCUCCGAGGUAGUUUGGCUGCUCUUUCAAUUAUGCUAAUUGUGUGUCAAAUUUUGUCUACAACAGUAGGCAACAGAUGAAGAUAAGUUGGUUGAAUGUCUCCAGCACUAUGCAUCCCUAUUUUCUAUUUAUUGUGUAUACUCACUUUCAGUAAUGUGUUUCAAACCAGUAUUUUUUAAAAAACAAAUCAAUGUAAGGACUGAAGUUGAAGUAGCAACAUAAUAAAGUUAAUUUGUUUAUUUUUUGUACAGUUAGUUUGGUUAUUGAAAUCUUCCUAUAUUGUUUCAAUGUGUAUUUGCAUAGACAUAGUAAAGUGUUAUUAUAGCAUUUCAUGUCUUAAAAAUAUCUAUGAAGAUUUCUAAAAUAUCUAUUUCUAUGAAGAAACAGACUUUGACAAA
This is a messenger RNA of Piliocolobus tephrosceles (Ugandan red Colobus), 2222 nucleotides long. It is a transcript of the gene COQ10B, whose product is annotated as coenzyme Q10B. The coding region runs from base 130 to 858 and encodes 242 amino acids. The transcript has 5 exons. Gene Ontology annotation, molecular function: ubiquinone binding. Gene Ontology annotation, cellular component: mitochondrion. The record is from RefSeq and is a predicted model, not a curated record. NCBI's taxonomy places the organism in Eukaryota, Metazoa, Chordata, Mammalia, Primates, Cercopithecidae. Gene Ontology annotation, biological process: cellular respiration.